GGCGUUGAUAUUGUGCUCGAGUCGCAAACGCAACGAACGCAAAGAGUAAAAGACAUCGACAUGAAAAUCACAGCACUCGUAAAGUUGUGUUUUAGUCGGUUGUCAGUGUCAUUUGAUAUGCUAACUUGGGAAGCCUGUCGUCUGGGAUAUUUCUCUGUAUCUGAUUUCAUCAUGAUCAUGUCUGGUAGAAGGAUGCAGAUCAGAAGGAAAUCGAUUCGUAUCUACAAUGCCGAUUCAGAACAUGAAUACUGACCCAAGUCUUUUAAGUGAAUGACGUCAAACGCUGUGCUUUGUAUUGGCUUCGGUAAGGAAAACCCAAGGGAAGAAUGAGCUCGUUUUCCUCGUCUUCGUCGCUUGAGCGGGGCGGGGCAGCAUCUUCGAGAAUCUCGGAUGCGUUUGCCUCUCCUUGCCGUGGGGAUCUACAGAUGUCAGAGACGCGAAAGAUGCUCCGAGAUCGCAAGCGCCUAGAGGCCCAGAUAGCAGAGGAGAAGUAUGUGGCUGACCUUGAGCGCGAGAACCAAAAGCUUGCCGCCUAUCUCAACACGACGUUGCCAAAGAAGUUGGAGGCAAUGACGCAAACCUUUGACCAGGCACUGCAGUCGCGCGUCUCAGCGCUCGAGGCAAAAGUAGUUUCGGUCUUUCGCGACCGGCUCGGUAUCGACUUUGCCGCCCCAUGUGUCAGGAACUGUGGCGCUGAGCGGUCAGUGCCGCAACCGCAAGGACAUGCAGGAGCAGGACCCUCGAGUGGCAUGUCCUCGACUGGUGGAUACACUGACAGUAGUAGCGACUGUAAGAGCUUUGAGGAGAUUGUUGGCAAUGCCGUGGCGAGGCAUUGGGCCUCUGUGCUGAACAAAAACGGUUUCCCUGCUUCGGCAGUUGCACCACAGCAUCAAGACAACCCAAGAGUACGCAAGCAAAAUGCUGAUUGUGUUGACGAGGUAGAGGGUGUUCUGCCAGCCAUUAUCGAACGGGCACGAGAAUCGUGGCGUGUAGACGUGCGGGAGAGUGUCUUGCCAGAUGUGCUUGGCGUGGCCUUGUGUCAGCCUGGAGCGAUCGAAGCGCGUCUCGACAGCACCGCAGAGGCACUGCGGGCAGGUAGUUUGGAUGGGGAGCAGCGCAGUGGCGUUCUUUCGGCCGCGUUGGCGGAAGCUCGCGAAGCUCUUUCAACUGGCAUCGGGCGUGCCUCUGAGACUGCAGCGCAAAGGCUAGAGGACCACAUCUCAAAGCAAGCGACGGCGCACUCGGACCUGCGCGCGGAAGUCCUGGCUGUACACGAGAGGUUCGCCCAACUGCGUGCGCAGGUAGAAGAGGACCGCGGAUCCGCACGUCAAUUUCGGGACAGAAUGUCCGCGGAAUUGGAGUUUUGGCAACGGGACCUAUCUCAAAAGCUCAUCGGCAAUGUGAUGUGGCAAGAUGGUGGGAGCGGUUCCAUAAACGCGCAGAAGAAACUAUUGAACAACAUGGAUGAUGGAAAGCGAAAGGAUAAUGCAGUUACAAUGAUUUGUACUGCAAGCGUAUCGAGCCGAAUGGGUACAGACGAAGGAGUGGAACAGCUUCAAAUGAUGGGUGGUGCGGUGCACAAAACAGCAUCCAUAGACCACGAGACUCCCAUUCCAAGAAAGGCCCACGAAGGUACGCACCACGGCGGAAGUGCUCUGGUGACGUGGAAGACCUGUACAAACUAUGUGCGAGCAGAACUAAAGGAGGGAAAAUUUUCGAUCCCGACGUCGCUCUCCGGCUGUGAAAUGAAUUGUGGAGAGAUCGAGCAGGAAGAGAUAUUUGACGAUGCGCUGACUGAUUCAGGCCACACUUGCAGCAGCGAGCCGCCUUCUGCUCCUUCCCCGGAGCCCCUUAGCUCCGGUGGGGGGCCUGAAGCGCCCUCGUCAGACGAACGCCUCGCAGUCACGACUUUCGCAGGGGCAAGGAUAGUCCAGGAGGCAUCGUCGCGCAACUCAGCUGAGGACCACGCAUUUAAUGACAAUCUGAUCCUGCAGCCAAUGCUCUCUGCCGCUGGUCGAUAUGGGAGCGCGUCGAGAAGCGACCGCUCGCCUGACAACCUAGAAAACGAGAAGGGACCACAUUCCGAAGAGUAUUCUGGACCUUCUUCGUCUUCGGUCCAAGGCGACGGAGGUCUCGUCCACCAGAUUGCACAUGACGUUUUCAACCGGAAUAUAGCACAGCUCAAACGGCAGCUGUUCGACCUCGAGUACGUGCGUCACCAGUCGGAGCUAGUCCAGCGCGACGUGCCGUCGCUACAACGAAGAACGCAGCAACUGGAGGCGCGAUUCGACACGGGCGCUUUUCUGGAGCCGCUCUUUCGCCAGCAAGAGGAGAAAUUACUCGCGUGGUGGCAAAACGAGCUGGAAUCUCAAGUUACUGCGACUAGCAGAGUGCUUGAGGCAAAGUGCCAGCAUUUGGUAGAGAACGCGGAACAGCGGCAGCAGCUGGCGCUCUCGAUCGCCGGCGCGGAGCACUGCCGGGAGGCGCAAGCGGCUGUGUCUCUGGGCUCACGCCAGCAAGACGAAAGGCUUCAGCAGUUUACCUAUGUCAGGAGAUAAUGGGCUUUAACGCAUAUUUUUUAUUAUAACUAAACUCUUUCGGCAUCGGCAGAGAAAUUUGAAUUUUUAAGUACAUCUACUUAUGUUGAACAUUAUCGCUGUCUUCUGCACUUGUGGCUCUUAUUUUCACCGUGUUUGUCGGACAAAAUCAUCUCAAAUAAUCUUCUUGGAAGUACUGUCACAUUCUAAUUUGCGCGAUUACAGAAAGCGCACUUGUUGGCGGUGAGCGCGGAAAACAGGCGCCUGAUGGACGAGUUGCGGGGCUUGAAGCUGCAGGUGAGCGGACCCGCAGAAUUUGUGUGGCCUCUCCCGGCGAUCGCAGAGAAGUGUAUUACCAGUCGCGUGUUCCCGUUACGCAAUCUCGAUUGUCAGCUUUUGUUGUAUCCGGCGGGUCGCCUGUGUUCGCAACCGGGAUACGCAGCUAUUGUCCUCAAACGAGUGGUGGAUAAUGCUGGGGCGGAAGCAUCUCGCGACGGAAAGCACCAGCAUGAAAAUAGUACGUCGCCGUCUGAACAACACGACAGUUGUAACGAUAAUAUAGUUGAUGUUCGUGAACAUCUUCGCAAUCACCAUCAACGUGCUACUUGCUCUACCUCAGCAGGAGGUGGUGGUGUAGUUCCGCUGGCAACGCCACGCACGGUGGUUUCCCGGAAUCCGUUCGACGAAGCUGCGCAACCGGUAGCCGCGGAUAAAUCUCCACGGUGGGGGAUGAAGAACCGCAGAGGCGCUCGCAGCAGGAGUCCCAGCACGGUUUUUUCUAGCGGACGACGAUCCAUGUUGCCGCAAGAUGCAACAACGCCCAAUGGACGCGUUAAAGUCCAGUUCCUCUUCGAAAAUCAAGUUUAUUGUGCCGACGAUACUUGGCAAAAUUUUGAGAACAAGUCUCUUGCAGUGCUAAUCGACAACUUCUUGCCCGGCGAUCGACUCAGGGAAGGACUCAAAGUCGCUGUGCGUGUGUUAACCACAUAGGGAUGAAGAUAUUUAUCAGGAUGAAUUUUACGGCUUCAUGCCACAUAAUUGAUAUUAUAACGAUCUUGAGCUAUCUAAUUUCUGAAGAGUUCCUCUUCUUGCAUGCUCUAGUUGUCCGCCGUAUUUGUUGAGUCUUCUACUUACUCAAGUCUGACGCUAUUUGCUCAUGAAUCAAUUGCAUGUUAGUCUAGUCGCGGUGAAGGUUGAUUUGAUUAUUCGUCUGGGCAUCAACGGAAGGCCAUGGAACAAGAUUGCCUUUUUUCAUGCAGUAGUAGAAUGUAUCAUUAAGUACUUCAUUCUACGGACGCUUUCUGUUUCUAUUAAUCCACUAACGUUCAACAUGUAGAUUUGGUUUAAUAAAUACUUCGAGAUUCACCAGUCAAGACAUGGCUCUCCUUCUAGUUUAUAUCGCCGAUCUUCGCAUCAUACUGAGUCUUCGAUUUCUGAUCUAUCUUGCUUGCACUGUCUUUUUUGUUGCUGAUGCGGGUGUUCGCCAAGAACAAAUCCUUUAUUAACGUUUUGUGGUACUGGUCCGAAUUUUGAAAAUUCAAUAGUAGCGUGGACAUUCUAGGGCAUGAAAAUACCAGGUCCAAAUACCGGGUUCUGCGUGAAAGAAGAAAAUGGCAUGAGCUCUGACUUCUGACGAUUCGGAUGCAGGAGCAGCUUACCUCGGAUGAACGGCUUUCUUUUUCACUAUGUAUCCUCGUGUUCGCUGUGAUAGAUCAUG
Molecule: messenger RNA, 4254 nt
Organism: Amoebophrya sp. A25
Lineage: Eukaryota; Dinophyceae; Syndiniales; Amoebophryaceae
Source: the annotation of a GenBank genome assembly